UUGUGCGAAUGCUAUUGUUUUUCAAACUUCGUCUGUUUUUCAAGGAGUUUCGUUAGACUAAUUUGUUUGUUAAAGGUGCACCAUGAAAUUAUAAUAGUUUCUUUGGGAUGUCCAUAAAUGAGCGACUAAAAGCAAGACACUCCCCUGAUCCAACACCAGGGGUGUUGUCUCGCAGUAGGUCUCUGAUAGGACUCUUCUCUCAUCGUCGAACAGCAUCAUCAGGUGGAACACCUACUAGUUCUUAUACAGAUGGUAGCAGUAUCAGUGGUGGAGGCAGUAGCAACAGCAGCACCUUAUCCCGUGGUUCGGUAUUAGGGCAGUACUACAGCCCAAAUACAACACGGCGAGUAUUAGAAGGGUCAUCUACAUGGUCAAGCAAGCCACCCAAAGCCCCACGUCCUGAACGAGCAUUAGCUAUGUUUCAGGCAGUGAACAGUGGACUCAGGGAGUGCAUUAAUCUUACUCAAGAUGACAUUGUAAAUCUCAGGACUUCAGUAGAAGGUCUUACAGUUAACACUCAGUUCCAAGGAAAACUUUAUGAAGUGGAAAAGCAAUAUAAAACAGCAGAGAGGUAUUUGAAACGUCUCGAGUUUCAGUUGGCAAAGCUUGAAGAACUUCAAGAUCAAUACAAGAUUCACCAGAAGAUGAGAGAUGGAGUUCGUACAAUGGCCUAUGCAUAUGUCUUGUCUCCAGGAAAGGAGAAAGAAUCUGCACUACACAAUGUUCGUUCAGGAUACAGAGAGUGCACUGACACACUGUGUAACAUAGAGGCUGAGCUGGAAUGCAUGAUGGGAACAAUGUUAUUUAAUAUAAAAGGUAUACAAGGAUUUGCAAGAUUAUGUGCUGGAGAUGUGUUUGAGGUAACCAUGAAAAAUGGUCAUCAAAAGUGGAAAACAAGAGGCAAGAUUUUGAAGGGUGAAAACCAAGCAUGGGACAACAAAAAAGUUAUAUUUAAAGCACAAAUAGGAGAAGUAUUGUAUAUUAAGGCUGUUGAAGUGAAAAGCCUAGGGAAGAAUAUAGUCCUUGGUCAGAAAUAUUGUGACACAAAAGAACUCUUCAGUGCUCACCCUCAACUUAUGACUGUUAAUCUUAACCCUAGCGGUUCACUGAAAUUGAAUGUUGUUGUAACAUGGAACCCCCUCCAUGGUUGUUCAGAAGAUACCAUUUCACGAACUUUACCUCCUCUAUCUAGCACAUUAAGUUCUCCUAUUUCAAGGCAGCAAAGCUCACCCCAGUCUUUCUUAGAUGAAGAUAAUUGCAGAGUCAGAUCUCCAGGUUCAGUUUGGUCUUCCCAGCUUCAAUCACAUAGAAUGGAAAUGUUGCACAAUUUUAGAAGUAAUUGUAGUCGCACUUCUGCUUCAGCUCCAGGUUCCACAGUCACAACUCCUGAUGUUGAGGCAGUGGGACUGCCAUCUGGUGUUCAUGCAUAUUCAGCUCUCUUAAGCAGGCCUGGUGGGUUAAGUAGCAGUCGACUUCGUCGUUCAUCUUCAGUUGCUAUGACAACACACGUACUAACAACUUCAGUCCAUUCUAGUCAAAUCCAGGAAGCAGAUCGACCACAGUUGCAGCUAGUAGAGACAACAACCUCGCAAAGGUGGUCAGGUAUCCAGAGUGGUGAUAGUUCCGAAUGUUGUAGUAUGGACUUUGGCAGUUCAUCAGUUGGAUCUCAUAUGGACAGCAGUAGUUUGUAUGAAAUUGUACAUAGUCUCGGGACAUGUCUAGAGGACAUUCAGGGACAAUAUCCUGAACUACUACAUUUGCAACAGAACUUAAUAGAGAUGGAGAGAGUUUUUCGGAAAGAUGUUGGCAGUGGAAAAGAAUCUUCAGGUUCCAGAGUUAGUAUGUCUGUAGAAAGUGCCCUUGGAUGUUUUGAUUUUCUCAAUUCAGCAUUAGAUAGUGACUCAGAAGUGGUUGAAGAAAGUGUUAUUGUUGAGCAAAAUCCCCAUGUGGACCAAGACAACACUGCUAAAACUUCAGACUUGGAGCUUGAUUCCAUUGCCCAACACCUAGUUGAACACCAGAAAGAACAAGUAAGCCCAAGCCUUGGAAUAAGUCUCCAUCCUCCUUCUACUGGCUCUGAACAGCUGGACCGGUUGAUAUACACUCAUCUUGUAUAUUGUCAGAGGCUAGUUGAGGAUUUGGGCUCAUUUGGACCACUGAAAUGUCGAGAACUGUAUUCAUUAGACAAGCUUAGAAGACAAGCUCCUGUUUUGAAAACAGUAUUAGACUUAAUUUAUCAUUGGAGGGAUCAUGGAAGGCUUACUUCUGGAAAAAUCCUACUGAGUAACUACCCGGAGCUACAGAAUUUUUGGGAUCAUUGUUGUGCAAGACAAGAAAUGUUAUGUUCGAGUGUCGAGCAGGUUUUACCUCUUUUGACCAGUUUCUUAAAUGACAUAUUUCAGAAAAAAACUCGUCAAACCUGCACCAAAGUUACAGUUGCAAGGCAUUUCAUCUGCAAAGUGCUAGAUGUGACCAGAUGCGAACCAGACAAUACAGUGACAAUACUUCAGCUUCAACAGUAUUAUGAGAACCAGAAUUGUUCUCUGAUAAAUCUUUUCAACAGACUUACAGAUGAAGUUACUCAGAUAGAAAUACUUCACUCUGGAGAUGAAACUGCAAUAAAAAAACUUCUUUCAACCUGCAAAAAAUGUAUACCAGCUUCUGGUACUUUACUUGCUAUAGGAUGGUUGCUAACACUGAUCGAUUCUGGAUUACCAAAACUUGCUGAAUCGUAUUUAAAAGAUACAGCUAAGAGUUCCUCAACACGAAAAUUUAUCAUGUCUGUAUUCCUGGAGGGAUUAGAAAGUGAUGAUCCACAGAUACGUCAAGGUUCUUGUUGUGCACUGGGAGCUCUGAAGGCUACUGAACAUAUUGAGUUGCUAGUAUACCUGUCUCACAUGGAUGAAAAUUUGUUAGUACAACAACAAGCAAAAAAGACUCUCUUUACAUUUGGAGAAGAUGGAAAAAGAGCUUAUGAACAAUGUCAGCUUUUCACAGAAGGAUUUCAAGGACUUAAUGUAAAGUGAUAGUUAUUUUUGGUGCUAUGAAUAUUCAGUAAAAUGUUUUUCUCUCUUAAGUCUGACAAAUAUCUGACCUUAUUGAGUGGCUGUCAAGACAUUUCUUUAUGCUUUCUGAAAAAAGCAAACAAAUGCACAUUUUAAAUGUAUGUAUACAAGCUGAAGUAAGACUAGCCUACACGUAGAAUGAGUGUAACCAUUGGAGCCUCAACUUGCUUGCAUGAUGAUUAUGCCAAAGACACCCUUUUAAGCUUGUGUUGUGUUGAAGCCAAAGAAAUAAUGUGAUAUACCUUCAUGACAAUAAGUAAUACCUCUGACAGUCAGCUGUUUCAUACAUUACAACUAAUUAAUAAAUUGGGAUGCAGCUAAAAAGUUGGAUUUGUCCCAAAAACCAAAGAGUUCUCUUUCAUUAUGCAAAAAACAUCCUUAGAAUAAAGAUUUAAUAUUGUAUAAAUAAUAGCCAAGUAUGAGGUUUAUGUCAAAUAGAAAUUCAUGAUGAUCACAUUAAGUAUUCUUAUUAUUUGUAAUGAUCUGAACAAAUAUGACAGAAAUAUGUACCAUUUAUGCAAAUAAGAUCAUUAGAAGUUUUCAGAGAUCUUUAAACUAUUUAAAUAUGAUCUAGAAAUUUCCAUGUAUUUGUUGUGUAUAUAUAUAUAUAUAUAU
Limulus polyphemus (Atlantic horseshoe crab) is the source of this 3680-nucleotide messenger RNA. Its product is annotated as rho family-interacting cell polarization regulator 1-like. The coding region runs from base 108 to 3026 and encodes 972 amino acids. The transcript has 22 exons. Lineage: Eukaryota; Metazoa; Arthropoda; Merostomata; Xiphosura; Limulidae. The record is from RefSeq and is a predicted model, not a curated record.